This is a messenger RNA of Chiroxiphia lanceolata (lance-tailed manakin), 5304 nucleotides long. RefSeq names its product glucose-6-phosphatase catalytic subunit 2 (gene G6PC2). The transcript has 9 exons. Gene Ontology annotation, cellular component: membrane. The record is from RefSeq and is a predicted model, not a curated record. Lineage: Eukaryota; Metazoa; Chordata; Aves; Passeriformes; Pipridae. Gene Ontology annotation, biological process: glucose 6-phosphate metabolic process; gluconeogenesis. Gene Ontology annotation, molecular function: glucose-6-phosphatase activity. The coding region runs from base 750 to 1805 and encodes 351 amino acids.
GCGGGCCUUACCCAGGGAAAGCCUGUGGAGAUAAACGCGUUUCCUGAGGGCCCGCUAAGGGCGCUGCGGCCGGGUUGCCCGCGGGGCCGGGACGGGGGGACAGCCUGCUCCGUACUGAACAAACCGGGCUCGCUCUGGGCAGCGGGACGGUUCCCUUUCGCUCCUCUGAAGCCGCAAGUUAUUUCCAGUGUCUGUUUUACUCACAGAACAUGGUCCUAAGUUUUGUGAGGCUACUGAAUUGCCUUUUAAUUCACCAGGUCUGAAUUCUCUUGAGUGUGGAUAACAAUUUACCCCUUAAGGUAGAUCGCAGUGAGAGGAGUCCGACCUGCACCUCUUCGAUGUGAACAAACCCACCACACAGUAGCGCUGCCCGCGCCCGGUCAAACACUUGCAUAAGCCUCUGUCAUAGCGAAUGAGGUCCCUAUGACACGCUUUACUUUUUGCCGGUGCUAUUUAGAUAGUCUCAGAAUAAUGUAAACUUAUUAAAGCGAUGAGAAUUACUCUGAAAGAAUUAAUUACUGCCUUCCCCCCACCGGACCUAAAGCAAAGGCUGAGGAACUAAUUUGAUCAUGUGAAAGCCAAACCUUGGUUCUACAAUAUCAAAACAGGACAAAAAAGAGCUUGGGAAGUCUUUAGUGUCUCAGACUUUCAUUGGUUGUGAAGUACUACAGGCAGGACAAGAGAUGACUGGCAUGUGAGUUGUUGAUUGCCUCUUGGAUGGAGCAGGAUCAUGAGUGCUUCCAGCUACAAUGAAAACUGUCUCUUUCACAGAAACCUGCUUACCUAUUCCAAAAACUCCCUGCUUUCUGUCCUGCAGAUUGUGGAUUUGUUGCCAUUUUUUAAACAUCCUUUGUAAACAUGACUCCUCUAGUAUCUCUAAGCUCAACCAAGUGGUUGGUACUAAAAUGAUAUGGGUGGCAGUCAUUGGUGAUUGGUUCAACCUCAUAUUUAAAUGGAUUUUAUUUGGCCAUCGCCCAUACUGGUGGGUGCAAGAAACAAUGAUUUAUCCUAAUCAAUCAAGCCCAUGCCUUGAACAGUUUCCUAUAACGUGUGAAACUGGACCAGGAAGCCCAUCUGGACAUGCCAUGGGAUCAUCCUGCGUCUGGUAUGUAAUGGUCACUGCAGCACUUAGCUACACAGUUAGAUGGAAAGAUAAAUUAGCUGUUACCCUUCACAGACUGACAUGGUCAUUCCUCUGGAGUAUUUUUUGGAUUAUCCAGAUCAGUGUGUGCAUUUCAAGAGUAUUCAUAGCAACACAUUUUCCUCAUCAAGUUAUUCUUGGAGUAUUUGCUGGCAUUCUUGUGGCAGAAGCAUUUGAGCAUACCCCUGCUAUUCAGACUGCGAGCUUGAGAAUGUACAUCAAGACAAACUUGUUUCUUUUCAUCUUUGCCCUUGGGUUUUAUCUAUCCCUCAAACUUCUUGAUAUUGACUUGUUAUGGUCUGUUCCAAAGGCCAAGAAGUGGUGUGCCAACCCAGACUGGAUAAACAUUGACACAACUCCAUUUGCUGGACUGGUGAGGAAUUUAGGGGCACUCUUUGGUUUAGGUCUUGGAAUUAAUUCUGAAAUGUUUGUCACAAGCUGCAAAGGUAAAAAUAGCUGCAAGCUAAGUUUUCGCAUAUUGUGUAUAGCUGCUUCUUUAGCUACACUGCAGCUGUAUAAUUUCAUUAAGAUACCUACUCAUACUGAGUAUUUGUUCUACAUUCUCUCCUUCUGUAAGAGUGCAGCUAUGCCUCUGACUGUAGUUGCCUUGGUUCCAUACUGUGUCCACUCGUUAAUGAAGACAACUGAAAAGAAACUUAAUUGAGGUUCAAAAUGAUUAGCAAUGUGGGGAUGGAUAUGAGCUGCUCAAGAACCUUCCACAAAGGCAGUUUUGCUAACUCAUUUUAACCAAAGGGAUGCUACUGCAUCUUUGAUGUGCUCCUGGUAAGUAACCAGUACAUCCAAAAUCAGUACACUCUAGAAUGACUUUGGCAGCUCAUAAAUAUUAUUAGUUGCUGAUUCCUAGAAAUAUUGCAAUCACAGUGCAGUAUGGUUAGAAAUGGCCCAAUACUCUGGGUCAUAACAAAGUUUUAAAGUACAAUCAACUAGUUUUAUUUAGCUAUAUGGUGGUCUUUAAGUUCUCUCCAUCUCUAGCUAGAUGAUGCUUCAAGCAUCAGUUGUACAUAGUGAUACUCGGUAUUUAAUUUUUUUAUAUAUAGAUACUGUGUGUUAAACUGCUACAUAAUGGUGUGACAGUAUCACACCACCUACCACUGGACUGUACGGCUGUACCCAGGCACUGUGAAAAAGGCCAGCGUAGUUAUAAGCAAGGCUUUACAUUUAACUUAUUGAGCUUCCUGAGCAAAACAGCUUCUGAUUAAGUCAGAUGAGAAAAAAAAAAAGUUUAUUUCCAUUAUACUCUGCAGAAUAUAUUUUUGCAUUACUAUGUGGGUUUUGUCAUUCUUACUUUUUCAAAGUGGUCACAUAAAUCAUGAAUGAUACAGAUCACGCCUUUGAAAGCUGUCAGUGAUGAAAUUAUCUCAGUAUAUGACCUCAAGAAUAUUGUUCAUGCUCCUAUAUUGCAAAGAUAACUCUCUGCUAAUUCUCUCAGAUCAAGAAACACAAGCCUGAAUCACUGUUAGUAGUUGUGUAAAUCAUGAAAAUGUGGUUGCAGACUGUCAUCGCAACUUUAUAUUCUUGUCAGCUUUGUUUACCUAAGCACACAAAUAGCUAGUAUGUUAAAUAUGUUUGCUCUAUAAAAUGGAUGUUCUAAAUAGGCAAAGGUGGGUACUUUCCAUUUUUACUCAUUAUUUGGCAUCUACUGUUGUAUAUUCCCUUUCAGUACACAAUUUUUAAGCAAUAUUUUGCUGAUACCAUCUCAUAAUACUUAGUAUACAAGCUGUUUAUACAUAGCCUUAGUAUACAAGGCCAUAAGAUGAGUAAUGAGGGCUGUGUAUGUAUGAUCUGAAAAAAAUAAGGCUGAGAAGAUGUAAACAUGAUAUUGUUUCCAGACUUCCAGUUAGGUGUGGGAUAAUUCAAACUGAAAGAAUCUUAUUUAAUUUGGGUAAACAAGGUGAAUAGUUUUGCAUUGGCCUUUAGGAAUAAACAUUAUACAAAUUACAGCAGCAAAUCUGAAACAGGCAUCCUUAUUUAAGAGCCUAGUAAGACUACCUUGACUUAAAAAAAUGAGUCAUCUUGUUUUAACAAUUUGAGGAGUAUUUUACUUUGUGUAUCUCCUCAUAUCUUCUGUAAUGGAUCUCUGAACUCUUUUUCCUGCAGCAGCUGACUUGAAACCAGUCUUUUCUAUAAUUGUAAUUCCUUAAGCAAAAUUACUAAACUAAUGGGACUAGAAACAAAUAACCAAGAACAAAGACAGCCAAGACAAAGAUCAGCUGUGUUAAGUUGCUCUGUGCUUUGUUAUUCCCUACCAGUGAGGUGACCUACAGAGGCAUCACAGAACACUAGCAGGUUGGUCUAGCUGUCCUUCUGUUUCUGGCUCCUUCUGGCCAGCAGUAGGGGAUGCUUUGUGCACAGCUGUCGGAGGCUUUCACAACAGCAUUUGGAUUUAGUGGCAAUGUUGGCAAUUUUAAGCUGGGAGUUAUGGGUAGACAUCACAUUUUUAAGCUUCUACCACAUGAAGGUCUCUGCUUCCGGGCCCUGGCAAAGAAUCUUGGUGCCUCUGUUGGGAUAGACACAACCACAAAUGUAGAAUGACAACUGGCAUUUCUGCACAAGACAGCAAAUGACACCAUCUACUGUCAAGACUAACAAUUCAGGCUUGAAAGAUGUAAGCAAAUGCCUUUGGGUUGGCUCAGGGACUUGUCACCAAGUUCCAGGGCUGGGACAUCUUGCUGUGAGGCAGCCAUGGCGGCACGACCAGUCCAGCUCUGCACCGAGCAGUCCAUCAAGGCUUGUUGCUCAUGCCCAGACAUACUGUGUAGCUCCACUUGAAAUUUAAUCCCUUUGCACAGGUACCAAAGGUCUUUAUAAUCAACUGGUUGUCAGUAGCACAUAGAAAUUAAGUGGCAGGAGCUGGUACUCAGGAAUGUGCAACUGUUUGUGUGUGCUGUGAGUGCCUGCAUGCUUCUGGAAAGUACCAGCAUACUUCCCAACACUCAGCUCUCGAUAUUCCCUAGCUGCUUGAAAACAGGAUGAUGUUACAAUGAAGAGCAGUAGCAGUGCCACCUAGGUGGGGCUGUGUCCCUGUGCUCCUGCAAGGGGAUGACAGGCAGGGGCUAGUGUUUUUGAGCUGGCCUUCUCUGCAGCUCUGUCCUGCACAGCAGCCCCUUGUCACAGACAUGAUCCAGUUACCCAGAAAUACCUGUUAGCUGGUGCAAGAUAUUCAUGCGCCUGUCUGAAGGGUAAGAGAAGUGCUAAGGCACAAGAGCAAGUGAAAAAAUACAAUUCAUUGGUUUAAUUUGGGUCAUGAAAAUGGUGUCCUUUUAGGCAAAAGAAUUAUGAAAUAAGUACACACAGUCAUGGUAGUUUCUAAUAAAGAGUCAUUAUUUUUCCAUGGCCUUAAAUACUAAUAUAAAUUAAAUAUCAUAUAGGUAUGUCAGUAGCUUAUUCAUACUGAUAUUUAUAUUGAUACUCUGUCGAUAUUUUCAGUCCUAAGCCAUCAAACUAAUUAUUGCUCUGUAACAUAAAAAGGCUGAAAAUAUUAAAGCAAAUAAUGCAGCUUUUUUUUAAUUUCUAGUUAAGGUUUAAAAUACAGACUUCCUUGAGAAAACAGCCAUUUCAGUGCCAGCUGUGUGAGUUCAGUAGGGACUUUGGCAGCAAUUCUAUUAAUGGAUUUGUACAAAAGUUGAAAUGAGGUUUUGCUGCCUGGAAUUAAGGGAUGUAUUCUAAUAAAUUUUCGCCCUUCCAGCUCUAUUCAAUUACUGGUACUGUUACAUAGUUUUAUAAGAAGUGGUGUGAUUUUUUUAUAAAGUGAGUGGAACCGCCUCCUGCCCUGCAGAUUUUAGGACAUGGAGAAUGACUUUUCUGGUUAAUACUCUAUUAUUCAAAAUCAAUAUUUAAAUGUUGGAACUGUAAUUUAUACUUUCAGUCUAUCUGCUUUGUCUCCAAGAUCCUAGUCACUAAAGCAAAGAGUGCUGUUGUGCUACAGACAAUAACAUAUUUCAGAGAAACCUGCAGUAGAUCUUGUAAUAAACUGUGGUAGAUACAAGCUUCUGCCAAAAGAAGCUCCUUCUUGACCUUUGUCAUAUCUGAAUGCAUUGUUGGUGUUUAUCAACUGUAUUUAAUGAAAACAGAGAUCUAAUUAUGGGGUUUUUUCCACCUUUACUGAUUAUGAUUUCUAUAAAAAUACACAUUAUUGUCUUCCA